AUGCCCACAUUAGCCCCGAUCAACUUCAACAUUGUCUGCACGACACUGGGAGGCUUCAUCUCACUCUUUGGACUGGUAUCCUACCUGUGCAAAGAACAAUUCUACCUCUCAGAAGCAUUGAUCUCCCUCAUCGCCGGCGUGAUAUUCUCACCUCACGCCGCAAACUUAAUCAGACCCGAGGACUAUGCUCUGCACUCGCAGCAAAACCUCGAGGCAAUCACCUUGCACUUCACCCGUCUAGUUCUAGGCGUGCAGCUAGUCCUCGCAGGAGUCCAACUCCCAAAACGAUAUCUGCAAAUCGAAUGGCGCAGCCUGGGACUUCUUCUGGGGCCUGGCAUGGCUGCAAUGUGGAUGUGUAGCAGUUUAGUGAUCUGGGCAAUGGUUCCGAACUUGAAGUUCCUGCACGCUCUGAUCGUGGGUGCUUGUGUGACUCCCACUGACCCUGUACUGUCGAACUCGAUUGUCAAGGGGAAAUUUGCCGAUAAGCAUGUUCCACGGGGACUGCAGAGGAUCAUUAUUGCCGAGUCUGGUGCUAAUGAUGGUCUUGGAUACCCCUUUCUCUUCUUCGGUAUCUAUCUCCUCCAGUAUACUGGCAUGGGAGCGCAGAGCUACAGUGGUGGUGCGGGGAAAGCAAUGUGGCUGUGGUUCUAUGAGACAUGGGCAUAUACGAUUCUUCUUAGUGUUGCGUACGGCACUGUUGUUGGAUGGAUUGCGAGAAAGCUCUUGCAUUGGGCGGAGGAGAAGCACUACGUUGACCGGGAGAGUUUCUUGGUAUUUGCCAUUGCCCUGGCGCUGUUUGUUGUAGGAAGUUGUGGUUUAAUAGGAACAGAUGAUCUGCUUGCCUGUUUCAUUGCUGGAAAUGUGUUCACACAAGACGACUGGUUCCGUCUCGAAACAAUGGACGAUUCACUUCAACCAACAAUUGACAUGCUCCUCAACCUGUCUGUGUUCAUGUGGUUUGGAGCCGUGUGUCCAUGGUCAUCAUUCCUGAACAACAGCGUCAUUCCAAUCCACAGGCUGAUAUUCCUGGGAAUCCUCAUCCUGCUAGUCCGCAGACUCCCCAUAGUCUUCGCCAUGCACAAAUGGAUCCAACAAAUCGAACUAGUCUCCCAAGCCGCAUUUGUCGGCUUCUUCGGCCCCAUCGGAGUUGGUGCCAUUUUCUACCUAUCCAUCAGUCUGGAAUUUCUCCGCCAAAUCCAAGUCAACGGCGAAACCCCAGAAGAUGUGAAACAUGUCAUGGAAACAAUCCAAAUAGUAGUGUGGUUCCUAGUCAUCUGCAGCAUCGUUGUGCAUGGCCUCUCAGUCCCCCUGGGAAAAGCAGGGUAUCAUCUCCCACGCACAAUCUCCAGCGUAAUCAGCACCAGCCACGAGGAACAAGAACCAGUUCCAAUCUCCAAUAUCAGACACACUCACAGCACAGCGACUCCCCUGACCGUGGAGGAUUCCAGCUACCGAACCCGUAAGCGUGGGUUUCGGUUCCGAAGCGCAACGCCGCACCCACCCCUCUUUCGUAUUGGUGGCUCGGUGAUUCCUGAUCGCUCGCCUUCUCAACUGGGUGUGGGUGAGUCUGAUGAACCUGAGAGACCUGUUCAUUUGGUGCAUCAGUCGAGAGGUGAGACCUAG
Molecule: messenger RNA, 1623 nt
Organism: Penicillium salamii
Lineage: Eukaryota; Fungi; Ascomycota; Eurotiomycetes; Eurotiales; Aspergillaceae
Source: the annotation of a GenBank genome assembly